Molecule: messenger RNA, 3667 nt
Organism: Amoebophrya sp. A120
Lineage: Eukaryota; Dinophyceae; Syndiniales; Amoebophryaceae
Source: the annotation of a GenBank genome assembly
UGAAAAGUCAAAUGAAAAGUUUUGGAAAAGUUCGAAUCGCCCGCCAAUUAAUCCGUUUCCCUUGUAAAUGACAUACAAAUUCACAAAAUAGAGAUUCAAAUUUCAAAAUGUGGCGAAGGAAAAUAUCCAAGCGACAAAACGCAAGAGGUGACAAACUGAGCAAAAGCAAAAUCCAAUCGUCAGAGUGAGAAUCGGUAUCAUGCGCCGAAAAAUUGGUUCGUAUCGAUCUUUAUGUGGAAUAUUGUAUCGCCUCGUGGUCUCGAGAGUACUUACGUGAGCAAAGGAAAACGAAAAAUAUUCUCAUGUUUCAUCAUCAAACAUGAGAUUAUUGUAUUAUCGUGUGAAAAGAUAGUACCAUAGCCAUUGAGAAGCUCGAAUGUAUAGGUGAGAUCUUCACCUGUUGUUCGCAAUAAUCGUCGUGCGCAAAGAACACGUAGAAUUACAGGAAAAGCGCAUGUCGCAGUUCUGCCUUUCCAUCUUCUAGCAAGUGGAUGUAAGCACUUUAGAACAAAAAGCUGAAUAAGCGACGACCAAGGAAAAAAGUCAAAAUGUGGGUGGAUCAGCUAGCUUUACAAAACCCUGGUCCAAGAGCCGCGUCAGCAACACGUCUUGGAGAAACGUCCUCCUCGAGCAGCACCAGCUUUCUGUGGGGCGCCGACCAUAGCAAUGCAAGUGCUACUGCAACCCUAACUGCCUCCUCGUCCUCCUUGCCGGGUUUGUCAUCUCCAAACGUUCUGACCACUUCCUCUUCGACGUCGCACUACGACGAUGGCGGGCCACAUCACAGCAGUCUGGGGACACCUUCUACCGUAGUUUCCGGAGGAGCAGCUGCAGCUCAACAUCUGGGGAAGAACAAUCAUCUUCCGUCCUCGCAUCAAGCCACGUCAUUUCUGUUCGGCGGCGACCACGACAUUCACGAGCGCGUCGGCAGCUCGUUUCAUGACAUCGGAAGUGCUAGUAAUCCGUCUGCAUCCAGUUCCUCCUCUUCCUCGAGUGCCUGGAAUCAUAUUUUCAACGGAAGUACUAGAUAUUCAGAUACACUUUCCGCGAUGAAACACGAUGCUCAUCACACGACAGCGAGUAGUAGUCCUCGCGGUGGUGGAAUACUUCUAGUCGCCCCGAACGACCACAAGUCCUCGACAUCGUUCUUGCACAAUGGAAUAAAUCAAGGAUCUACAACUCGUCCCGAACUGUCUAGCGGGGGCUCGACGUUUUCUAUAACGCAGGAAAACAUGCUGCCAAACUACAACUUUGACCACAUCAGUCGGCAGAACCCGCACGGACAUCUUCAUUUGCAUGACUCCAGCCGUGGACCGAUGGCAGCAGGAGGAGACGGAGGUGCUUCAAUAAUUCCAUCGGUCGUCGCACACGGAGGAGGUGCUAGCAACCUGAAGACUUCGUUCAUGCUUUUUAGCAGCGGCGCGGCGGGGAACUUGAUAUCGGGGGCAGCGCAAUCGGGAACGCUGACAACCGGCACGAUCGAUCCCUUCAACCUGCACGAUCUGUUUCACGUCGCGAAGACCGGCUUCUUGCUCUUCGGCGGCCUGUGCUCGAAAAUGUAUAAAGCUCAAGCUGUUUGUUGCAUGUCAUGUCGUGGUCAUUCUUGUGUGAUGUGAAUGUGAUAAAUCAAGCGAAAAAUAACAAAACGAUACGCUCUGAACCAAAAACGAAAAUAACACAGGUUCGGGAUGGGCUUGAUUGGCUUUCUAGCGUUUCAGUCCAUGACGGCGCCAAAGUCGGAACUAUAUCGAGUUGAAAACACCUGCAUCAAAACAACUGGCCAUAACUUGGUACAGUCGCAGAUUGCUGAAAUUCGAUCGUGGCGUCAAGCAUUACAAUUUUAAUUAUCGUACGUAGUCGACACUAUCCUAUGGGACUCCUCUUUGUGAUUGCCGUUCCCGGGACCUGCAAAUCUAUCAUGGAGAUAGGCCCGAGGACUUGAUGAUGCUUCCAGUUUGCUUCAUCUCAUGUACAAAUACAGAACUUGGCAUCUACUGCCUACUGAGUAUGCGUAAGUAUGUGCGGUGUGACAUUCAUCUCCUCGUUGUAUCGAUGCAGAAAGAUGUUUUCAACCCGAUGCGCUACCGAGAAGCUACAUCUCGCAGUACCAGCAACCCAUGUUUUAUGGAGAGAAAAAAGUUUGUCACAGUCACUAACUUGCAGGUUUUGCAUUACAAAUUUUCUCAGCAUCACAAACUUUCCUUGUAUUGCAGAAACACUAGGGGAAUCCCUAAUGAAGUUUGGUUGUGAUGCAUUUUUGCGCAUGACAAACAAUUUUGUAUUGCAAGAAUGCGCAUGAGUGAUCGUGACGAACUUUUUUUCUUUGAUAUGUUUUACCCGUAUGGAUCCAGUGGCGAAGAGGAUGACGAUGAGGAUUUCGAGCUGGAUAUCCUGAGUAAAAAUGUACCCACACCAGAGUUGUAAUGCAGAUUUGCAAAGACAGGAAGACUUGUAAUGCGCAUCCCCAUGAGAGCCAUUUUCAGUCGUGUUUUGGAAUUUGUGAUGCUGUGAACAGGAUGAGCAGAUGAAUCUGUGACGCGGCUGCACUUGCUAACCUGCACUACACUGCAGAGUGCAACUUGUCAUGCGUGACUCACAAAACUCGUAGGUUUGUGUUGCAAAAUCCCCAUCCUGACUCUGGUGUGGGUACGUUUUUACUCAGGAUACUGGAUUACCUUUCGCCCGUCAAGCCGCAGGCAGGCGUAGGCAAGAAAAGCCCGGCCCCAACAGCAGCGACGAAAAAACAAGAAUGACGGAACAGUGGACGAGGUAAAACUGUUGUGCCGAAGGCCGAUCUUCGAAAAGAAAGUAGAUGUAGAUGAAAAUAGCAUGAUCCUGUAGUUACUCAGGUCGUGGAGAAGAAGAAUUGCCUCCUUGGCAGCUGCUCCGUCACUUAUUCAGUAACGAUGACCGCGCCGGUGCUCUCACUGUGUGUUCUGCGCACGGUUACUACACAUGAUAUCAAGCUGAGCUUUUUUUUGUCAAGAUGCAAAGGAUAUGGAAUAGAACGAGAAACUCUUGGUUGUAAUAUUUACUUUUGCCCGAACAUACCAGUUACAGUUUUGACUUCGACAGAGCUUCAUUAUCAGAUACAGAGGUGCUUGGAACUAUUCAGAACUAGCGUAGGCAUGUUGAGGACGAUGGCAAACUAGGGCACCGCUUCCGUCUAGUACUGUAAUACUUCCACCGCAAAGAGAGCUGAACUUCCUCAUCAAAUUUAUACUUUUCACUUAUCGUUAUUCCUAUAAAAACCUAUCUAUGGUGGCUUACUCGCAGGAAGUAGCGAUACUGCCAUCGUGGUAUUGAGCCGCGUGUAAAUAGUUUCAGACAAUUUUGCCUUCUUCCUGAGCAAUUAGUUGACCUCAUGGCAGCUCAUGACGUUGAGAACUGUUUAUCCACUCGUAGGCAGCUGAUCGUUGUGUCAAAGAUGAUGCGAGUUCUGUUGAUAUUUCGUGUGAGCUCCUUUUCCGAAAUUUAUACGGGUGCAGAUUCAUCAAGCGCCUUUCGAAGAAAAUACAACCAGAUUCACAACUAAGUACGCAGGCAGAUUAUUUGAUCGCAGGCAAAGGUGGAAAUAUUCAAAAGUUUUCUGGCUCCAGAUUCAGCAAUUGACUGAGUGGAUCCUCUCAUCGACGUAUCUAUCUCCAUCCGUUCUUGUGACAAGCGC